AUGAAGAGAUCGUCUUUAAUACUGCUUUGUACGGUCUCGCUCGCGUCUGCCUUCGAUGGAGGAGUCUAUGGCCUCGGAUACUGGAAUGAGACUUACGCUUGGGAAGCCAAUCAAAACCCCAAUGACACAGUCUCAGUGCCCUUCCAGCUCGGUAGUCAGAAUUUCACCAUGCAAGUCAACAUCGCCGAGUUCACCCCUACUGGCCGUUAUGUGAACAGGACAGAGAAUGCGCGUCAAGUCGCGUCGUUUUAUGAUAUGUCCUGGUCCGGAGGUGUUAGUUUGAACGACACCAUCCAGUCCGCAUCGUCUGGAUUCACGGAUGCAGCUGUACCGCGACUCUGCAUUAGUGUCCCAUUGGGCCCUCUAAGCAGAUCAGCUACGAACAGUUAUCGGGAAAAUGACAACGGCGACUGCAGUCAUGCUUUUGGUUCGGAAUGCAUGAAUGACCUCAAGAAAGUACAGAGCGUGACAUACGGCUCAUGUGGUGCCUCAUGGAUGCCGAAAAGUUGCGUAGCGAAGUUUGGAGAUGGUGGUAUCGGAAGCACCAAUCUCAUAGGACCUAAUCGAUCCAACACAACCGACGAUGCCUUACGCCAGAGAUCUCCAUUAGAAGUCUCAUGGUAUCAGUCGGAAAUCUUCUCGGCUCCAAACGAGACUUACCUCAAACGUGAGGCUGAACGUCUGCACGCAGUGUUCUUCUCCGGAGCUUUUGGAGUUGUCCCUGUAUGUGCUCGUGUAAAUGUCACCAAGUUGGGCAAGACCAGUGAUGCGGUAUAUCAGGGUGAAGCUGGAUAUACUAAAUCAAGCAUGCUGCUCUAUGCAACGGCGGCUCUGAUUUCCGUUGCUUUUGUGCUUUGA
Messenger RNA from Aureobasidium subglaciale EXF-2481, 858 nucleotides. RefSeq lists its product as uncharacterized. NCBI's taxonomy places the organism in Eukaryota, Fungi, Ascomycota, Dothideomycetes, Dothideales, Saccotheciaceae. Bases 1 to 858 code for a protein of 285 amino acids. The record is from RefSeq and is a predicted model, not a curated record. The transcript has 2 exons.